Messenger RNA from Anarrhichthys ocellatus (wolf-eel), 1380 nucleotides. RefSeq names its product protein C19orf12 homolog. The record is from RefSeq and is a predicted model, not a curated record. The transcript has 3 exons. NCBI's taxonomy places the organism in Eukaryota, Metazoa, Chordata, Actinopteri, Perciformes, Anarhichadidae. The coding region runs from base 266 to 691 and encodes 141 amino acids.
GGAGGCACAAAGAGUGCAGUAACAGCGAAUAAGUUUGGUGACAGCGCAUUUUGUUCAAAGCCGAAUGCUCGCAAAUAGCAAAAACUACCACUUCACAGCACAUUCAGGACGGGACUGAAGGUAUUUGUAACAAUUAGACAAUUCUUGAGGGAAAGGUGGUGUCAGCCGUCUUCUACCUCGUGUCUCUGCUUAAAUAGAGACGAAGAAAGCCGAAGGCAACACCAAAGUAGAGUCGACUGUCCUCCAUGAGUGUCUCAACGCAGGGAUGGCUCCACGAAUGGAUGACGUCAUGCGUCUGUGCUGCGAAAUAUCGGCCCACGAUGAGAUCAAGGUGGCAGUGAAAAACUCCACCAAAGGAGCGCUGGUGGCAGGAGGAACCGCUUUUGUAGGCGGACUGCUCGGUGGACCUCCAGGGAUUGCUGUUGGCGGCGCAGUGGGCGGUCUCUUGGGCAGCUGGCUGACCAGCGGACAGUUCCGGCCUCUGCCUCAGAUCCUGAUGGAGUUGCCUCCCGCCCAGCAACAGCAGCUCUACGAUCAAGUCACGGCCGUCCUGAACAACCUGGACUGGAUGGACGCGGCCCAGCUCAUCGCCCUGGUGAUGGGCAACGCCACGCUGCAGCAGCAGGUCACCACCGCGCUGCUAAACUACGUCACCAAGGAGCUCCGAUCGGAAGUGCGCUAUAAGGACUGAGUUCUGAUUACACGUGGACUUUUCAGGGCCGUCGGGCCUGACGAGCACAACCAUAGUCCUCACCACUUAUCUUUGUACUUAUUGGAAAAGAAACUGUGAAUCACGGCUGUUUCACCUUGAGGUCUGUGCCAGAUGGAGCAGUUAGCUCUGCUGUCUUCAAAGUGUCCAUCCUCACUACAGUGGUGAAAUGUUCUCAAGUGCUGUAUUUAAAAACUAUUUGAAGGUAGUACUUGUACUUUACUUGAGUAUUUACUUUAUACUCUAGUUCAGAGGCAGAUAUUGUAAUUUUCUACUCCACAACAUGUAUUUUCAGGUUCAAAUUAUGAAUAAAUUGAAAUCGACCAUUAAAUUAUGAGGUAUGAUUGUAAAAAUAAAGAUCUGCUUAAAAGGGUACAUAAGUACUUUAAUGUCAGUGCUUCACUCAUUUUACCUUUUAAAGGAUCGGAGUACUUCAUCGACCACCGCCCAACAAGAAAGAAAUCACUGCAUCUGUUACUUAAUGAACGGAUGGUGACAUUGGCACAAAUGUUUUGUACGAGAGAACGAUGUUGACGUCAACUUUCCUCUGCUUUUUACACAUUUAUUCUGGAUUAGAAGGUAAUCUCUUAAUUGCCACACUCUAUCGGGGUGUUUUUAAUACACCUCUGUUUAGGAUUUUCUAAUCAAAUAAACCUUUGAAACUCUGUUAA